This is a messenger RNA of Colletotrichum fioriniae, 723 nucleotides long. Lineage: Eukaryota; Fungi; Ascomycota; Sordariomycetes; Glomerellales; Glomerellaceae. The record is from RefSeq and is a predicted model, not a curated record.
AUGAAGCGCUGGACAUUGCAGUCUAGUGACUUUGCCGACGAAUUUCCGUCUGCUCAAGUUACUGGUGUCGACAUCUCUCCCAUUCAGCCUGGCUGGGUUCCUCCGAACUGUAAGUUCCAAGUCGACGACAUCGAGCAGCCGUGGACGUGGUCCGAGGAUUUCGACUUUAUUCAUAUCCGCCACCUUGAAGCCAGUAUCGCGGAUUGGCCGGCCUUGUACAAACAAGUUUUCGACCAUCUGGUUCCCGGAGGCUAUGUCGAAGUCAAGGAAUUCGAUAUCACGACUCGGUCGCAACUUUACGGUGACGAUAUCCCUAAAGACCACGUCUUCAGUCGAUGGGCGCCGGUCUUUUUUGAGGCAGCCGAUAAGCUCGGCAAGACGCUGACCCAGACCCACAAUCACGGCAUUGCCAGAGCUCUUGAAGCAGUCGGCUAUGUCGACAUCGUUGAGAAGAGAUAUUCCAUCCCCAUCGGUGCUUGGCCUAAGGAUCCAAAGAUGAAAGAGGUUGGCGAGUGCAAUUUGCUGUACAAUGAUCAGUCACUUGAGGGAUUCGCGUUAUUUUUGCUCAAGGAGAUCAUGGGGUGGGAGUAUGCCGAAAUCAUCGUCUUCGUUGCCGAGAUGCGCAAGGCCCUCAGAGAUCCAAAGCUCCAAGCGUAUUUCCACCUCCACGUUGUUUACGCCCGCAAGCCCGAGAAGCAAAAGGAAGCUCAAGCCGACGCCUGA